This is a messenger RNA of Eucalyptus grandis, 2816 nucleotides long. RefSeq lists its product as uncharacterized. Lineage: Eukaryota; Viridiplantae; Streptophyta; Magnoliopsida; Myrtales; Myrtaceae. The record is from RefSeq and is a predicted model, not a curated record. Bases 702 to 2501 code for a protein of 599 amino acids. The transcript is spliced from 8 exons. Gene Ontology annotation, biological process: DNA-templated transcription termination.
GCUGCUUUCCCUCCUCCGUUCUGCUCUUCCCACCUCACGCCGCCUCGUCUUCGACGGUGUUGCAUUCUCAUCUCUCUCUCUCUCUCUCUCUCUCUCUCUCUCUUCGUUUCUUGCUCCGUCCUUUGUUUUCUUGUUUUGGCGAAGAUGGCGACUCGCACAUGCACGGAGGAUCCCGCGUAUCUUUUUCUUGCCACAUCUACCGCGGAAUCGCGUGCGUUAGCUGUCGCGGCUUGUCGACAUUUUUAGAAGCUGCCCAUUACGGGAUAAAGUCCACAUCUUUGCACCUUCUUCGCAAUGCGCGCACAGCCUCUUUUCGUCGAGCCUCACGACAAGAACCGGCAGUGACCGAAGGCCAUCUUACCCACAAUCUCUGUUCUCCUUCUUCUUCUGGGUCGCUCUUGUUUUUUUUUUUUUUUUUUGGGGGGCGGGGAUUGAAGCGUUUCUGUUCGAUCGAGUUUUGGGAGUUUCAACUCGGCGAUUCUGAGUUCAUCUGCUUCGACUGCGAUGCUUUUGACUGCGUGUCUUGCCGGCUCUGUUUCGCUCGAGUGAUUCGGUCGCGGUCGUAGUUUUUGACAGCUAUUCGCCUCGGGGCUGGUUCGCAUCAAUGAUCGAAUGGGAAUAUUCAUGUCCUUAAUUUAUUGCUAGAGUGACAUUCUUGCGUGUUUUGGUUUCUCAGGGGGGUGAUUUCAUGUUCUGCGUUGAUGCAGCCGACUGGGAUAAACAGCUGCGAGAUUAUGACAUGGGAUCUCUGGGAUCCACCCCACAUCCAAGUUGCACCAGAGAGCGGCAUCAACGUGCAAUGCGGGUGUCAACAUGACUUCCAUGGAGGUUAUGAUGUUGAUCUACUAGAAGAGAAUGCAGCAAAUGAGAUGGCUUGUGUACAAGCGCUGCAAAUAUUGGUAAGGAAGGCCGAUGAUGAAAUUGAUGAACUAGAAAAGCAUCUGGUGUGCCUGCAGAGUGAACUAGCAUGUGUCGAAUAUGAAGAAUGGCCUAACAUAUGCUGCAAUGCAUUGAAAGAAAAGAUUGAUCACUUCCAUGUAUCUCUGAAGCGGUUGAGGUGUAGAGAUCAAGAUGAUUCUGGCGCUCAUUCAAAUGUGAAUGACGAACCUGCUGAGAGAACGCAUGACAUGGUGAAGGCUCUACUCAGGAGCUACUGCCAUGAAAAGAACCAGAAGCGUGAACAAUUUCUGCAAACAGUUGAGGGAAGUUCCAGUACAGAUGCAGUAGAUUAUUCAUCUGCUCAUUCCAAUUCUGACGAGAAACAAUGGGAGGAAUCUCAUCCCAAAGCUUUAAUUUCAGAGCCCUCAAGUACCAGCAUCAAAAGCUCCAGUUCGUCUGCUCUAAGAGAUGAAACUACUUGCAAUGGGAAUAUGAUUAAGGUGUGUGAGCCUAAACUGGAAGUUAGUGAUGAUGUUGAACAUGGAAAUGGUAGUGCUAUAAAUAGGAGCAGAAUCUUAAAUCAGCCUUUGAAGCUGCAGGAGAGCACCGCCAAAUCUGAUGAGCCUUCAGAUGCAACCACUGAAUAUACUGUUCCAGAUCCUUCUAUUGAUGAUGGUGGCUGCAAUCGGAGAACAAAGACAUCUAACACUGCAGCACUUCCAGAAAACAACAGAAAUCCUGAUAAAGAGCCAAUAUAUAGCGAUCAAAUGCUAAAAAUCGCCUUGAAAUAUGGAAAAGAAGAACCAAAGGAUGCUCUUACCAAGAAGCAGGCCUUGCCGAUCUCAUCUUUGUUUGUUAGAGGGGAAACCAGAAAUUCUGACACUGAAAGUUCUGCCUUGACCUCAUUGGUAGAGCUAGAGGACCAGAAAAGUGAACACGUGAUGAAGACAGAUCCUGGGGAAGAAGACAAAGUUUCUACUGCAGUCAAAUUACUGGAUGAUGCUUCUGUUGCUGAUAGAUCUAACUUGAUCUGCUCAAAGAGGCCACAGAAGCAGAAGUACAAGAGGGAAAUAGAGCAAUAUGAAAAUGUGUCAAGUCCUAAAAGAUCGCAGCAAGUGGAAAUUGCACCAAGUGCAUCCCUUUCAAAGACCAUAGGGGGAAGGAUGUCCGGAAUUGUUAAUGAGUGUGCCAAUGUAAAUAAGCCUCCGACUGGAAAGAUUUUGAACGAGCUUGUUCUUGCGAUCAACUCCGAAGCCAAAUCUCCUGCUCUUGCCCCUGAUGUUAGUGCAGGUUUGGUUUAUCAGCAACAAGGGAAGAGACAGAAGACAUCAAACACAGCAACUUCCAUGAGGGUUACCCAUGCACGUGUUAAAUUGGGCGACUUAGAAGCAGAAGUAUCUGGUUCUGGAUGUAAGGCCGAACCACUGAUGAUCAAACAUGAGAAAUCAGAUGAUUUACACAACAAGCUGGGGAUAUUUCGGCCUCCAGCGGAAAUCAGUUUGGAGAGUUUGAAGGUAAAUGAUCUGAGGGCCAUUGCAAAGGAACACAAACUCAAAAACUACCAUAAGCUUAAAAAAAAGUUGCUGGUCGAGCAAAUAUCUAAUACAUUGGGUCGUUGCUAGAUCACAGGAUUGGCUCCAUGUUCAAAGGACCACGGCGAGAAAUCAACAUCAGGUGAUACACUGUAAUAGGUACUUUAGUAAGUAAAACUUUAUUACACAUGUUCAGAUGUACAUAAAUAGGUAUACACGUGCUGAAAGAGUAGGCAUCUAGGAAAUGAUAGAACAGUUACAUAGUCAUAGACUGUCAGGUUUCCCCACAAAUCCAUGUACUGAAUCACUUGUCUUUUGUACUUCGUACACUCCGCAAAGUAGAAACGAUGUGUUGUCCUGGAGUUGGAGUUUGUAUAUUUCGUUUGUGAAUGUUGACUAAGUGCA